Messenger RNA from Dromaius novaehollandiae (emu), 2084 nucleotides. RefSeq names its product C-C chemokine receptor type 8-like. Gene Ontology annotation, cellular component: external side of plasma membrane; membrane. Bases 239 to 1294 code for a protein of 351 amino acids. Gene Ontology annotation, biological process: calcium-mediated signaling; cell chemotaxis; positive regulation of cytosolic calcium ion concentration. The transcript is spliced from 2 exons. Gene Ontology annotation, molecular function: C-C chemokine binding; C-C chemokine receptor activity. The record is from RefSeq and is a predicted model, not a curated record. Lineage: Eukaryota; Metazoa; Chordata; Aves; Casuariiformes; Dromaiidae.
UCUCUUUUCCUGUUUACCUCAGCUACGAAGCCCUCUAUUUGUCUCAAAAACUCUUCUGUAACUGACAGCUGCCCAUUCAACAUUUGCGAAUCACCACAUCUCAACCAUCUCCACAAGCAAUGGACUAAACCUCGCGCAGACACCCAAGCCCAAGAGAGGAAGGGACACGGGAGAAGGAGAAGGAGACCAGGACCACCUGGGAGAGCGACGGCGUCCUGCCGAGUCGAAGGUAUCCGAGAUGAAUCCCACGAGCGAGUCUCCUGGCACAACGGAAUAUGACUAUGCAUAUGAUGAAAACACUGCUCCGUGUGAUGAAGGAAAUAGUUUUCACAGGUUUAAAUCCCUCUUCUUGCCGAUCCUGUACUGCCUUGUGUUUGUCUUCUGCCUUCUGGGAAACUCCUUGGUCCUCUGGGUUCUUCUGACCAAGAAGAGGCUGACCACGAUGACUGACAUCUGCUUGCUGAACCUCGCUGCCUCUGAUAUGCUCUUUGUUUUGCCUCUCCCUUUCCAAGCCCACUAUGCUUCAGACCAAUGGGCUUUUGGCAAUGCUAUGUGCAAGAUAACAGCUGGCAUUUAUUACACAGGUUUUUACAGCAGUAUUUUCUUUAUAACCCUCAUGAGCAUAGACAGGUAUAUAGCAAUUGUCCAUGCUGUCUACGCUGUGAGGAUACGGACAGCCUCUUGUGGCAUAAUUAUCAGCUUAAUCCUGUGGCUGGUGGCUGGCUUGGCUUCUGUACCCAACAUCGUGUUCAACCAGCAGCUGGAGAUUGAGCAGUCUAUGCAGUGCGUCCCCACAUACCCCUCAGGUGGCAAUACCUGGAAGGUCGCUUCUCAGUUUGGAGCCAAUAUCUUGGGCCUCUUGAUUCCUUUCAGCAUCCUCGUUUACUGCUACGCCCAGAUACUGAAAAACCUGCAAAAAUGCAAAAAUCGGAACAAGAUCAAGGCGAUCAAGAUGAUUUUCAUCAUUGUCAUUGUCUUCUUCCUCUUCUGGGCUCCCUUCAACAUCGUGCUGUUCCUAGACUCCCUGCAGAGCCUGUACCUCAUCAACGACUGCAAGGCGAGCUACUGGAUAGCUCUGGCCCUGCAGCUGACUGAAAGUGUUUCCUUCAUCCACUGCUGCUUGAACCCCGUGAUCUAUGCAUUUGCUGGGGUGAUGUUCAAGGCCCAUCUUAAAGGACUAUUUCAGUCCUGUGUCCGUCUCUUCUCGAGUCCUGCUGGAGGCGUCGUGUCCAGUCAGUCGUUUUCGGCACCCACCCAGCUCUCUGGCUACUCUGAAAGCACAGGGGUGCUGUAAACCACCCUGGGCUACCUUUUUCUGGAGGGAAUAGUUGCCCUAAGCACUGACACAGCCCCGUAGGCUAUACCAUGCAUGUGGCAUCCUCCUGGGGUGGCCCAGCAUACUCAUACUUCCUCUCAGGAUGAGCUGCGAAAUACUGCGCGGUCAGCCUCAAUGUUAACUUUCUAUGACCACUGGUGCCUUUGUAAAAUGGCGACCUCCCAAACUUGCUCGAGGGUAAUCUUUAAUUAAGUUUUAGAAUCUUUUAAUAUACUUAAGCAAACAGGGUGCUUCCUCUAGUACAUAUUUUCUCCUCUGAUGAAAGUAUUGCUUUUGCCUCACUGCCAAAUAUGCUCUGACUUGCAGGAGCUGUUUCGUACAUGAAUCCCUACAUCCCUGGGACAGGAAUAAGACAUUCUGCUGGGAGGCAGGGAAAGGGACAGAUAUGGAAUUACUUUGUAUUGCAAAGAGGGAAUCAUCUCAGCCACCACCAUCACUCUCUCCCUUUACCUCCGCUCCCAAAUAAAGGGGUGACUCAGCUUGAGCCUUUGUUGCUUCUCUGGAGGUCCUGGCUGGGGGUCCCUGGAGCCGCUGCUGCCCAGAGCAGCCUUUCACUGCAAAGCAUUCAAGAACAGCAGAUCAACACCUCCAGGUGUUCCCUACACUGGUUACUUGUAGCUUAUAUAAACCGAGUAUGUCAACAGCUAUGCAGUCUGCUAGUCUGUGUUAUCUAUGGAGGUGGUCGUCCUCCAGUUCUGUGCCCUCACCAUUUGCUGUCAAACAUAAAUAUCACAAAAUAGCAUGUAUC